Messenger RNA from Endocarpon pusillum Z07020, 1866 nucleotides. RefSeq lists its product as uncharacterized. Gene Ontology annotation, cellular component: membrane. The record is from RefSeq and is a predicted model, not a curated record. NCBI's taxonomy places the organism in Eukaryota, Fungi, Ascomycota, Eurotiomycetes, Verrucariales, Verrucariaceae. Gene Ontology annotation, molecular function: beta-N-acetylhexosaminidase activity. The transcript has a single exon. The coding region runs from base 1 to 1866 and encodes 621 amino acids. Gene Ontology annotation, biological process: glycosaminoglycan metabolic process; carbohydrate metabolic process.
AUGCUCUCACCACAGUUUAUCCUUCUAUCCAUCAACCUCUUUAUAUCUUUCGGCCUAUGCCUCUGGCCACACCCUAGAGAAUUCACAUCAGGUUCUUCGGUUCUCUGGGUAUCAUCUCAGCUCAACAUCCAAACCUCUUCUGGCAAUGCGACGACUGGGCGGUACUCUCGCGGAUCAAUGUAUGUGGCUCUGGCUGGUUCCUGGAGAUACCUUGUUUCUCAAACAUUUGGCCUCAGUGAUAACGUGUCGAUACCAACCAACUCUUUCUCCGAGCUAGAGAUACUCCAAUCGGCCAUUCAACGUACGCAAAAGACAAUCACCUCAACCAGAUUUGUCCCAUGGAAAUUCUACUCGAAAACGACAGAUUUUGAACCCGAUUCAUCUGCAUCCAAUCAAACUCUUACCACGGUCAAGAUCUGCCAAAGUAAUGCGGCAAAGGGGACCAUCUCAGCAAAAGACUUCUUCAGUGGUGAUGAGUCUUAUACCAUUACCAUUUCUGAGAGUGGCGCGGCAGACAUCAAGAGCAAUUCCACACUGGGAACGAUACGAGCAUUGCAGACAUUCGAGCAGCUCUUCUACGCCUACUCCGAUUUAUCAAGAGUCUAUACACCACUAGCUCCCAUUUCGAUCGUCGACAGUCCAAAGUGGCCGCAUAGAGGCUUGAACCUUGAUAUAUCUCGCAACGUAGUCAGUCCUACAGACGUGAUGCGCACGCUUGAUGCCAUGUCCACUUGUAAGAUGAGCCGUCUCCAUCUUCAUGCCACUGAUGCACAAUCAUGGCCGAUCGAGAUACCCUCUCUGCCAACAUUGGCGGAGAAAGGAGCCUACCGUCCAUAUUUGACAUGGUCACCAGAGGAUUUGCGCGUAGUCCAGUUCUAUGGAUUGCAAAGAGGAAUCUCGGUUUUCUUGGAAAUCGACAUGCCAGGCCACACUGGUUCAAUCGCCAACGCUUUUCCCCAGCUAAUUACUGCAUAUAAUGAAACCGACUGGUCGACCUUUGCAGCAGAGCCUCCUUCAGGGUCGUUGAAGCUCAACUCCCCUGCCGUGUACGACUUUCUGGGAACUCUUUUCUCUGAUCUGCUUCCGCGAGUAUCGCCUUACACCACAUUCUUCCACAAUGGUGGAGACGAGGUCAACAGGAAUGCUUUCCUGCUCGACGAUACUGUCCAAUCGAACUCAUCUGAUGUUUUACAACCUCUGGUUCAAAAAAUAAUGAGCUACGUGACCGGCAUGGUACGCGAAGCAAGGCUGACACCGAUCGUUUGGGAAGAAAUGCUUGUUGACUGGAACUUGACCUUCCCCUCUGGCAGUAAAGAUAGUUCUGCUACUGUCCUUGUCCAAGUCUGGAAAGAGGCGUCAACCCUGCAAACUGUUCUCCAGAAAGGGUACCGCGCAUUGUUCGGCGACUAUCAUAACUGGUACCUUGAUUGUGGUCACGGCGGAUUCAUCAACCCCUAUCCAUCUGGCGUGUCUCCACCCAGUAUACCUUACAGUACCUCUGGGGGAGUGCCCACCAUAAUCCAGGAUCCAUUCCUCGAUUAUUGCACUCCGAUGAAGAAUUGGCGGCACAUCUAUGUCUAUGAUCCAUUAGCAAACAUCACAGCCGACGUUCAACACCUCAUCGAAGGUGGCGAGGUCCAUAUGUGGAACGAGCAGACUGAUGCAGUCAAUUUGGAUUCCAGAGUCUGGCCGAGAGCAGCAGCAGCAGCAGAAGUCAUGUGGUCUGGGCCACGCAACGCGAGUAUGAUUGAAGAUGCGUCACGAAGACUCGCUGAUUGGAGAGAACGGGCUGUGCUUGACUACACUAUUCAAAGUGCUAUGGUUCAAAUGACAUGGUGUCUGAUGGAGGGAGGAUGCAAUCUGUAG